Messenger RNA from Pteropus alecto (black flying fox), 4213 nucleotides. It is a transcript of the gene FANCI, whose product is annotated as Fanconi anemia complementation group I. Gene Ontology annotation, molecular function: DNA polymerase binding. The transcript is spliced from 38 exons. The record is from RefSeq and is a predicted model, not a curated record. NCBI's taxonomy places the organism in Eukaryota, Metazoa, Chordata, Mammalia, Chiroptera, Pteropodidae. The coding region runs from base 163 to 4194 and encodes 1343 amino acids. Gene Ontology annotation, biological process: DNA repair.
CUCGCCUUAAUGGUACAGUCCACCGCCGGCGCCCAGCGGGCGGAAGUGAGCCGCGGGGCGGGACCUGUUGUUCUGGGCGACGGAAGUGCGACGGUCGGAGGUUGAGCGGGCUUUUUGGAAGUCUGUGGUGCGGUGAGGCUGAGUUUCCUGAUAUGUGCAACAAUGGACCAGAAAAUUCUGUCUCUGGCAGCAGGAAAAUCAGUAGACAGACUGCAGGAAUUUCUUCAAACCCUGAAAGAAGAUGAUCUGGUUAACCUCCUUCAGAGUGAGGCAGUGAAAGGAGAAGCUGUUGGAGCAUUCCUGAGAGCCAUCUUCAAGGGUUCCCCCUGCUCUGAGGAAGCUGGAGCUCUUAGGAGACUUAAGAUAUACACUUGUUGUAUCCAGUUGGUGGAGUCAGGGGAUUUGCAGAAUGAAGUUGCAUCCGAGAUCAUAGGAUUACUAAUGCUGGAGGCCCACAAUUUUCCAGGACCAUUGUUGGUUGAAUUAGCCAAUGAGUUUGUUGAUGCAAUCAAAGAAGGCAGACUAAUGAAUGGAAAAUCUUUGGAGUUAUUACCCAUCAUUCUCACUGCCCUUGUUACCAAAAAGGAAAAUCUGGCUUAUGGAAAAGAUGAACUUAGUGGGGAAGAAAGUAAGAAGCAGUUGAUUAACACUCUCUGUUCUGGCAGAUGGGAUCGGCAAUAUGUCAUUCAGCUCACUUCCAUGUUCAAGGAUGUCCCUCUGACUGCAGAAGAGGUGGGAUUUGUGAUGGAAAAAGUGUUGAAGAUGUUCUCCAAGUUGAAUCUUCAAGAAGUACCACCUUUGGUCUAUCAGCUUCUGGUUCUCUCCUCAAAGGGAAACAGAAAGAAGAUUUUGGAAGGAAUCAUAGCUUUCUUCAAUGAGCUAGACAAGCAGCACAACAAAGAAGAGAGUGGUAACGAGCUCUUGGAAGUUGUUACCGUGCCAUCAGGUGAACUUCGUCAUGUGGAAGGCACUGUUAUUCUGCACAUUGUGUUUGCCGUCAAAUUGGACUGUGAACUAGGCAAAGAACUUCUGAAACACUUAAAGGCAGGACAGCAAGGAGAUUUCAGUAAUAAUAUAUGUCCCUUCAGCAUUGCCCUCCUGCUUUCUCUCACGAGAAUACAAAGAUUUGAGGAACAGGUAUUUGACCUUUUAAGGACUUCAGUUAUAAAAAACUUUAAGGAUCUUCAGCUUCUCCAAGGCUCAAAAUUUCUUCAGAAUCUAGUCCCUCAUAGAUCUUGUGUUUCAGCCAUGAUCUUGGAAGUGGUACAGAAUAGUGUUCAUAGCUGGGAUCAUGUUACUCAGGGCCUAGUAGAGCUUGGCUUCAUUUUAAUGGAUUCAUAUGGGCCAAAGAAGAUUCUUGAUGAACCUAUUGAAACCAGCUUAGGUCUUUCUAAAACACCAAAGCAACAUGCAUGUACGCUGGGAGCUAAUAUCCUGUUGGAAACUUUUAAGAUCCAUGAAAUGAUCAGACAAGAAAUUCUGGAGCAAGUCCUCAACAGAGUUGUUACCAGAGCAUCCUCCCCCAUCAGCCAUUACUUAGACUUGCUUUCAAAUAUCAUCAUGUGUUCACCGUUAGUUCUUCAAAGUUGUUCUUCUAAAGUCACAGAGACGUUUGACUAUUUAUCCUUUCUGCCCCUUCCAACUGUACAAGGGCUGCUGAAGGCAGUGCAGCCCCUUCUCAAAGUGAGCAUGUCAAUGAGAGACUCCCUGAUACUUGUCCUUCGGAAAGCUAUGUUUGCCAGCCGGCUUGAUGCCCGAAAAUCUGCAGUUGCUGGGUUUUUGCUCCUCUUGAAGAACUUUAAGGUUUUAGGCAGCCUGUCGUCCUCUCAGUGCAGUCAGUCCAUCGGCGUGAGCCAGGUCUUCGUGGAUGUCCACAGCCGUUACAAUUCUGUCGCCAAUGAAACUUUUUGCCUUGAGAUCAUGGAUAGUUUGAGGAGAUGUUUAGGCCAGCAGGCUGAUGUUCGACUCAUGCUUUAUGAGGGGUUCUAUGAUGUCCUUCGAAGAAACUCUCAACUGGCUAAUUCAAUCAUGCAUACUCUGCUCUCACAGUUAAAACAGUUCUAUGAGCCACAACCUGAUGUGCUGCCACCUCUGAAAUUAGAAGCUUGUAUUCUGACCCAAGGAGAUCAGAUCUCUCUGCAAGAACCACUGGAUCAUCUGCUGUGUUGUAUUCAGCACUGUUUGGCCUGGUAUAAAAGUAGAGUGUUGCCCCUACAGCAGGAAGAAGAGGAGGAAGAAGAAGGAUUCUACCAAGACUUAGAUGAUAUGCUGGAGUCUAUUACUAGUAGAAUGAUUAAGAGUGAACUGGAGGACUUUGAACUGGAUAAAUCAGCAGAUUUUUCUCAGAGCACUGGUAUCGGCAUCAAAAAUAACAUCUGUGCUUCUCUUGUGAUGGGUAUUUGUGAGGUUCUGAUAGAGUAUAAUUUCUCCAUCAGCAAUUUCAGUAAGAAUAAGUCUGAGGAGGUUCUGAGCUUAUUUACGUGUUUCAAGAAACUCUCUGACAUUCUUAACGAAAAAGCGGGUAAAGGCAAAACUAAAAUGACCAGCAAAACACAUGAUAGUUUUUUGUCCAUGAACUUUGUGUCUGAGCUGCUCACUGCUCUUUUCAGGGACAGUACACAAAGCCACGAAGAGAGCCUGUCUGUCCUAAGGUCCAGUAGUGAGUUUAUGCACUAUGCAGUGAGCGUGGCUCUACAGAAGGUACAGCAACUGCAGAAAACAGGGCAUGUGAGUGGCCCUCAUGGCCAAAACCCAGAGAAGAUCUUUCAGAACCUCUGUGACAUAACUCGGGUCUUGCUUUGGAGAUACAUUUCCAUUCCUACCUCAGUGGAAGAGUCAGGAAAGAAAGAGAAAGGAAAGAGCAUCUCGCUGCUGUGCUUGGAGGGUCUGCAGAAGAUCUUCAGUGCCGUGCACCAGUUCUAUCAACCCAAGAUUCCCCUGUUCCUCCGGGCUCUGGAUGGUCUAGAUGAUGAGGGAGAAGACGUGGAAGUCAGUGUCACUCAAAGAGCAGCAUUCCAGAUCCGGCAGUUUCAGCGGUCCUUGUUGAAUUUACUUAGCAGCCAAGAGGAAGACUUUAAUAGCAAAGAAGCCGUCCUCCUCGUCAGUGUUAUCGCCAGCUUGUCCAAGCUGCUGGAACCCUCCUCCCCUCAGGUACAAGCACCACUCACUAGGUCCCACCUAGCAUCUCUCAGAAGGCCCAAGUUUGCGCAGAUGUUAUCCUGGACGUCUAAGAUUUGCAAGGAAAAUAGCCGGGAGGAUGCCUCGUUUUGCAAGGGUUUGAUGAAUUUGCUCUUCAGCCUGCAUGUUUUAUAUAAGAGUCCUGUGACCCUGCUGCGGGACUUGUCCCAGGAUAUCCACGGGCAUCUUGGAGACAUAGACCAGGAUAUAGAGAUGGAGAAAACAAACCACUUUGCGAUGGUGAAUUUGAGAACAGCUGCACCUACUGUCUGCUUACUUGUUCUGAGUCAGGCUGAGACGGUCCUAGAAGAAGUAGACUGGCUAAUCAUCAAGCUUAAGGGACAGUUGAGCCAAGAAACCGUAUCAGAAGAGGCGUCUUCUCAGGCAACCUUACCAAAUCGUCCCAUUGAGAAAGCCAUCAUCAUGCAACUGGGAACUCUGCUCACAUUUUUCCAUGAGCUGGUGCAGACAGCCCUGCCAUCGGGCAGCUGUGUGGAUACCUUGUUAAAGGACCUUUGCAAGAUGUACACCAUUCUUACAGCACUUGUGAGAUAUUAUCUCCAGGUAUAUCGGAACUCCAGAGGAAUUCCAAAGAUUAUGGAAAAGCUGGUGAAGCUGUCGGGUUCUCAUCUGACCCCCCUAUGCUAUUCUUUCAUUUCUUACGUACAGAACAAGAAGACUAGGAGCCUAAAACAUACAGGAGGAAAGAAAAAGGAGAAAGCCGCUGCUGUUGCCAUGGCCAUGGCCAGAGUUCUUCGGGAAACCAAGCCAAUCCCAAAUCUCAUUUUUGCCAUUGAACAGUAUGAAAAAUUUCUCAUCCAACUUUCCAAGAGGUCCAAGGUGAACUUGAUGCAGCACAUGAAGCUCAGCACCUCGCGGGACUUCAAGAUCAAAGGAAACAUCUUGGACAUGGUUCUCCGAGAGGACGAGGAUGAGGAAGAUGAACAUGACGAGGACACUGCAUCAGAGCACGAGGGACAGAACAAAGAACCAGCCAAGAAGAAAAGAAAAAAAUAAAUGCCUGAGUUAAUGUGAA